Molecule: messenger RNA, 2139 nt
Organism: Trichosporon asahii var. asahii CBS 2479
Lineage: Eukaryota; Fungi; Basidiomycota; Tremellomycetes; Trichosporonales; Trichosporonaceae
Product: nucleus protein
Exons: 3
Coding region: 1-2139 (712 amino acids)
Biological process (GO): regulation of DNA-templated transcription; double-strand break repair
Cellular component (GO): Ino80 complex
Source: RefSeq, a predicted model, not a curated record
AUGGAAGCAGCCGACACAGCACCCAGCUCACCAGCACCGGCGCCCGAAAGCGUUGCCGAUGAGACGAUGGAGGUUCCGGCUGCCGAGUCCGAAGCUCCUCAGGAGACUACGGCCGAGCAGCCGCAAGCUGGACCUUCGGAGAAGGCACCUCGACGCGUCUAUAAUCGGAAAGUGAAGAACCCGGCAGGCGACUUUAUGAUGAAGGAGAGUAAUGUGGAGGUUGUUCGUCAAAUGGUUCAGGCCAAGCACAAGGCUGAGAAGGAGGCGGAGGAAAAGGAGAAGAUCGAGAAGGGAGAGAUCCCACCGCCCAACGGAGAGGUUAGCGAGGUGCCGUCCGUUGCCAACGGGACAAGCACGCCGGCGUCGGCGACGCCAGUACCUGCAGCAUCCGAAGCGCCCGCCGAGAACCCGCUGUCCAAGAUCCUCAUCAUCCACCCCGGGUCGCGGUAUCUGCGCAUAGGACGCGCAUCGGACUUCUACCCGAAGGAGGUGCCGAACUGCAUCGCCUGGCCGGCCGACCAACCUGGAGGAUCUGAGCCGCCGGUGCCCGGAAAGAGGAAUGCCGAGGAGAGCGUCGACGACAGCAUCGGACAUCUGCGCGACUACCUGCGCAACCGGUUGCGUGCGAACAAGCUGACGACGGAUUGGCGUGAUGGUACUCGUGUGAACGCCGCGAACGCCAAGGCAAAGCCGGAGACGCUGCCGGAGCACUCUGACCCGCACCGUAUCGACUGGACGGAGCUGAACGGACGCAAGUUCUUUGUUGGCGACGAGGCUAUCAAGCUCGCUGAGAGCUCUGGGUUCAGCCUGCGGUGGCCGAUUGUGCAGCGGAGCUUCAACACGCGCGACUGGGACAGCAAGCAGCUGCUUCUGAACGACCUCACACUGAUCCUGACGGAGAGCCUGCGGACGGAGCUGGACAUUCGACCGAUAAACUUCAAGGAGUACUCGGUCGUGCUUAUCGUCCCCGACCACGGACAGCGGGUGUACGUGCAGGAGCUCACGAACAUUCUCCUUCGCGUGAUGGGGUUCAAGGAGAUUGCGAUUCACCAGGAGUCGCACUGCGCCAUCUUCAGUGCGGGCAUGUCGAGCGCGUGCGUCGUCGACAUUGGCGCACAGGAGACAUCCGUCGCGUGUGUCGAGGACGGUAUGGUCAACGCCGACUCCCGUAUCAGCCUCUCAUACGGAGGCGACGACGUCACGAUCGCUCUGGCGGCGCUGCUGCAGCGCUCCUCAUUCCCGUAUAAGGAUCUCGACCUCGCGCGGACACAGGACUGGAUCAUGAUGGACAACCUGAAGAAGAAGGUGUGCACUCUCGAGGAGCACCUCGUGGCCAACACGAGCUGGGACUUCUACGUUGUUUCCGAGGGCCCAACGAAGAAGUACAUGUUGCGUACGUACGACGAGAACGUGCUGGCGCCGCUGUGUUUCUUCGAUACGCGCAUGAUCGAUUUCGAGGGCAAGCGCGACGCGGCCUUCCAGAUCGCGAACCCUGACGUGACCGACCUCAUCAAGUCGAGCUAUGACGAGCCGGCCUGCUGCUCGCACCUGUUCCCCUCGCGCGAGGACGACACGGACAUGAAGGAGGCGACGCCGGCUGCGUCCGAGACCCCUGCACCUGGUACGCCGCAGGAGAGCCCCGUCAAGCCCGUCAGCACCAAGGACACGCCUGCACUGUCUGUUGCGAGCACGCCAGGCCUGCUGCCUCCGACAGCCAACCCGAGUGCGGCCGCGACGCCGGCGCCGGACGAGGACGAUACACCCGUCUACGACAUCGAGUACGAGGCGAGCAAGACGCCACUCGACGGUGCGAUCAGUGCCGCGAUCGCCCAGUCUAGCACUGAGGGCCGCGUUCGUUCCGCGGCUAACAACCUGCUUCUCAUAGGCGGCGGAAGCAGCCUGAAGGGCCUCGCCCCGUUCGUCCAGGAGCGCCUCGGUCCUUUACUCAGGCAGAAGGGAUAUCCCGUCGACCAGGUCAACGUCGUCCCCGUUCCGCGCGGCGUCAACCCCAAGUUUGUCAGCUGGAAGGGCGCCAGUGUUAUGUGCAACCUCGAGAGUCUCAGCGACAUGUGGAUCUCGCGCGAGGAGUUUGAAGCCCUGGGAGCUAGGUCGCUCAAGGACAGGCUGCCCUUCAUCUAA